Molecule: messenger RNA, 825 nt
Organism: Clonostachys rhizophaga
Lineage: Eukaryota; Fungi; Ascomycota; Sordariomycetes; Hypocreales; Bionectriaceae
Source: the annotation of a GenBank genome assembly
AUGAACCCUCAGGCGCUCCGCCUAAAGGAAGAGGGCAACGCCCUCUUCGCCAAGCGUAACUACGCUGGCGCAGAGAGCUGCUACUCCCAAGCUCUCGUCAUCGAUCCCGCAAUGACCUCCCUCUACACCAACCGCGCCAUGUGCCGUUUCAACAUGAAGGAGUACAACGGCGUCAUCGCCGACUGCGACGUCUGCCUCAGCCUGGACGGCGAGAACAUCAAGGCCAACUACUUCAAGUCCAAGGCCCUGGCCGAACUCGGCGACACCGAGACCGCCAACACCCACGCCCAGCGCGCCUACGACAUCUGCCGGAAGACCGACGACCGUAAAAGCCUCGACAUGACGCACACCUGGGUGCUCAACUGCAGGAGCGAGUGGUGGCGGGUUCGCGAGAGGCGCCGCAAGCGCGAGGCGCAGGACCUCGAGCGGGAGAUCCUAGAGCUGCUGGCCAAGGAUCGCGACGAGACCCUCGGCAGCGUCCCCGAGGACGACGAGCUCGAGAGGAAGGCAAUCUGGGAGGAGAGCGAGAAGAAGGCCCUGCAGCUAAGGAGCAUCUUCGAGAGGGCGCGGAAAGAUGAUGACAGGGAGCGCGAGGUCCCGCCGUGGUUGGUCGACGACAUAUCUUUUAACGUAAUGGUCGACCCUGUAAUCACGAGCUCAGGACGCUCAUACGAUCGAGCGGCCAUUCAGGCUGCCAUCCACGCCAAUGCUGUCGACCCCGUAACCCGCGAGCCACUCACCAAGGAGGAGCUGCGACCCAAUAUCGUGCUAAGACAGGCCUGCGACUGGUUCCUCGAGAACAACGGCUGGGCAUACGAUUGGUGA